This is a messenger RNA of Pelobates fuscus (common spadefoot toad), 5860 nucleotides long. RefSeq names its product lysine-specific demethylase 5C-like. Gene Ontology annotation, molecular function: histone H3K4me/H3K4me2/H3K4me3 demethylase activity; DNA binding. Bases 405 to 4895 code for a protein of 1496 amino acids. Gene Ontology annotation, cellular component: nucleus; chromatin. Gene Ontology annotation, biological process: regulation of DNA-templated transcription; chromatin remodeling. Lineage: Eukaryota; Metazoa; Chordata; Amphibia; Anura; Pelobatidae. The record is from RefSeq and is a predicted model, not a curated record. The transcript has 28 exons.
CGGGGUCACCGGUGGGGGCGCGGAGGGAGCCUGGUAAUAGGACAGCAAGAUGGCGGCUGCGUAGACUCUGGGAAGAACCGACUCUGAAGGAGGAAAACAACAAUAAUAAGAGGGCUGGCUAGGGUGGUUUCCCUGCCCGUGCUCGGGGACAUGGUGGAGUUGGAGGUUUGAACAUCCAGGAAGCUGCUGACCUCUUGACAUCUGUGGGAUUCUGGGUUAAUAUCGUAAAAAAACAGUAUUUGCCAGGUUUGGCUAUUGGCGUCAGGGCCAUUGCCAUAUUAAAGACCCCUCUCUACCCACACUCUGCAGAUAUUGGCUUGAAGGAUGGUGCUGUGACCAAAGUCUUUACCCCUCCCAUUGGAUUUACAAUACAUGUUUGUGUAAACGGUGACUCAGUUUAGGACAUGGAGUCUGAAGAUUUCAUUCCUCCCCCAGAAUGUCCUGUUUUUGAGCCAACCUGGGAAGAAUUUGCAGAUCCAUUGGGAUAUAUUGCUAGGAUUAGGCCUAUCGCUGAGAAGUCUGGGAUAUGUAAAAUCCGCCCUCCAGUGGACUGGCAGCCCCCCUUUGCUGUAGAAGUAGACAAUUUUCGUUUCACACCACGUAUUCAGAGGCUCAAUGAGUUGGAGGCAGAAACCAGAGUCAAGUUAAAUUACUUGGACCAAAUUGCCAAAUUUUGGGAGAUCCAGGGAUCCUCUCUGAAAAUCCCAAAUGUGGAGCGCAGAAUCCUUGACUUGUACGCCCUAAAUAAGAUUGUACAGGAUGAAGGUGGUUAUGAGCUAAUUAGCAGAGAGCGGAGGUGGGCCCGUGUGGCACAACGUAUGGGAUACCCCUCAGGGAAAAACCUCGGCUCACUGUUGCGUUCACACUAUGAGCGUGUCAUAUACCCAUUCUACAUGUACCAGUCAGGAGCUAAUAUGGUGGACUAUGCGAAAAAACCUCGUUUUGACAAUGAGGAGAAGGAUAAGGAGUAUAAGCCACACAGUAUCCCACUAAGGCAGUCUGUGCAGCCUUCAAAAAUUACCAGUUAUGGGCGACGAGCCAAACGCCUUACCCAAGAGGAUCCUGACAGCUCAGAUCCUGCCUCUCACAGCUCUCCUCUACCCCCUGAAACAUCACCACCCUGGCCGGAACCCACAGAAGAAGACAUCGAGAAGAACCCAGAGUUGAAGAAACUUCAGAUCUAUGGUGCUGGUCCCAAAAUGAUGGGCUUAGGGCUGAUGGCAAAAGACAAGAAUCUGCGCAAGAAAGAGAGUGACAUCCCAGAGUGUCCACCAACUCUUGUGGUCAAAGAGGAGGUUGGGGUGGACAUACGAGGAGAACCUGGGGAAAUUUAUACACAUAUAAAGAGAGAGCGACCCCUCAGCCCUGAGCCUUGCACGAAGAUGACCAUGAGACUGCGGAGAUAUAACAGCAGUACCCAGUUUGUGGAGUCCUAUGUUUGUCGUAUCUGUUCCCGUGGGGAUGACGAUGACCGCUUGCUGCUGUGUGAUGGCUGUGAUGAUAACUACCAUACAUUCUGCCUCCUACCCCCUCUUGCUGAACUACCAAAGGGAAUCUGGCACUGCCCCAAAUGCGUCAUGGCGGAGUGUAAGCGUCCUCCUGAAGCAUUUGGAUUUGAACAAGCUACUCGGGAGUUCACUUUGCAAAGCUUCGGCGAGAUGGCAGACUCUUUUAAGGCAGACUACUUUAACAUGCCAGUUCAUAUGGUCCCUACAGAGCUUGUAGAGAAGGAGUUCUGGAGGUUAGUGAAUAGUAUAGAAGAAGAUGUCACGGUGCAGUAUGGUGCCGACAUCCAUUCAAAAGAGUUUGGAAGUGGCUUCCCGAUGAUGGAUGGCAAAAAUGAACUUACUCCAGAGGAACAGGCGUAUGCAACAAGUGGUUGGAAUCUGAACGUAAUGCCAGUACUAGAGCAGUCAGUGCUAUGCCACAUAAAUGCUGACAUAUCUGGCAUGAAGGUACCCUGGCUAUACGUGGGCAUGGUAUUCUCUGCCUUUUGUUGGCACAUUGAGGAUCACUGGAGCUAUUCUAUUAACUACCUCCACUGGGGGGAGCCCAAGACAUGGUAUGGUGUUCCUUCUUCAGCAGCAGAACAACUUGAAGGUGUAAUGAAGAAGUUAACCCCAGAGCUGUUUGAGAGCCAGCCAGACCUCUUGCAUCAGUUGGUGACCCUCAUGAACCCCAAUACCCUCAUGUCACACGGAGUUCCUGUGGUGCGGACCAAUCAAUGUGCAGGAGAGUUUGUCAUCACGUUUCCAAGGGCAUACCACAGUGGUUUUAACCAGGGCUACAACUUUGCUGAAGCAGUCAACUUCUGCACAGCCGAUUGGCUAAUGGCAGGCAGAAAAUGCAUUGAGCAUUAUCGACGGCUGAGGCGGUACUGUGUUUUCUCACACGAGGAACUGAUGUGCAAAAUGGCUGCCUCUCCCGAGAGACUGGACUUGAACUUGGCUGCAGCUGUUCAUAAAGAGAUGUUUCUGCUGGUACAGGAGGAGCGCAGACUUCGCAAAGCGCUGCUUGAGAGAGGCAUUACAGAGGCAGAGAGAGAAGCCUUUGAGCUGCUCCCUGAUGACGAAAGACAAUGCCAGAAAUGCAAAACCACAUGCUUCCUUUCUGCAUUGGCAUGCUAUGACUGUCCGCAGGGCCUUGUGUGUUUAUACCACAUAGAGGACUUAUGCCAGUGCCCACCAGCUCGUCAGUUUCUCAGGUACCGUUACACUCUUGAUGAGCUGCCAGCCAUGUUACACAGACUAAAAGGCCGAGCAGAAUCUUUUGACUCAUGGGCCAGUAAAGUACGGAAGGCAUUAGAUGUAGAAGAUGGUGGAAAGAUAGACCUGAAGGAGUUAGAAGUUCUUGAGGCAGAAGCCUCUGAGAAAAAAUUUGUAGGGAAUGAAAUGCUUCAACAAUUAAAAGGUGUGAUCAAAGAAGCCAAGCUCUGCGUAGAGGAGGCACAGAUUCUGCUGAGUGACUCCAAGCCUGCAAGUAGCGGUACAGCAGUAACCUCUUUGGAUAGUUUACACAAGCUUGUACAACGUAUUAAAGCCCUACCAUGUCCACUAGAACAGCUCCCUCGGCUCCAGGACCUGCAGGAACAGGCACUAUCCUUGCAGGAGGAAGUUCAAAAGUGUUUGCAGUCUCUUCCAGACAGUGCCUCUCAAUUUCAGGAUAUGUUGGAACAGUGCCGAGCAUUCCCAGUAGAACUUCCUGAAACCGGACAAUUAGAAAAGCAACUGCGUCAGGGCGACUGGCUGACAAGUGUACGGGCAGCGCUUGGUGCAGGGAGGUCAAGUACACUUCAGGAGAUGCUUUCACUGCUGCAAGAAGCAAUAGAUGUGGCAGAGAGUCCUGCAGUGGAGAAGGCACGCAGCGAACUGCAAGAGCUCAUCUCAAUAGCACUGAGGUGGGAAGAGAAGGCGAAGAUGUGCUUAGAGGCCAGGCAGAAACAUCCUCCUGCCACUCUAGAGGCCAUUAUAAAAGAAUCGGAGAACAUCCCUGUUCAGCUUCCGAAUACUCUGAGCUUGAAGGAAGCGCUCUGCAAAGCCAGGGCGUGGAGCGCUGAUGUGGAGGAAAUACAGAGUGGAGAUCAUUACCCUUGCUUGGAUGACUUGGAAGGGCUGGUCGCUGUAGGCAGGGAUCUCCCAGUGAAGAUGGAUGAACUGCAUCAACUAGAAGUCCAAGUGACUACUGCUCAUUCCUGGCGGGACAAAGCAACAAAAACUUUCCUGAAGAAAAAUUCUGGCUAUUCCCUACUUGAGGUCCUUUGCCCCAGUGCUGAUGUUUCUUCUGAAACUGGUAAAAGGUCCCAGUGGAGGAAGGAGAAGACAUUUGGCCUCUACCGAUCAGAUGUUGAGGGUCUGGGCUUGUCGGCACAGGAUUUGCGGGACCCUGGUUCAAUCGUGUUGGCUUUUAAAGAAGGCGAGCACAAAGAGAAGUCUGGCAUUUUGAGACUGCGUGCAAUGAAUUCCUCCCUGGAGAGGAGUUGUGUGUGUGUUUGCGGGGAACCCCCAGGAGAGCUAAUGUUGCGGUGUGAGCUUUGUCAGGACUUAUUUCAUGGACUUUGUGUGCCCGUCCCCCGACUCUCAACUCACCGUGGUGCUCACUCUUCUCAACCUUUGACCUGGUGGGAAUGGGAAAGUCGCUUCCUUUGCCCACUCUGUGUUCGAUCCCGUCGCCCUCGGCUACAGACGAUCCUAUCUCUAUUGGUCGCUCUUCAGAAAUUACCUGUGCGCCUACCAGAAGGGGAGGCUUUGCAAUGCCUAACAGAACGUGCAAUGAGCUGGCAGGACCGUGCUCGAAGAGUCUUGGCAACCCCAGAAAUUUCAUCAGCAAUCACAACGCUGGCAGAACGUAGACAGAGGAUGCAGCACUGUAAAGACCCACAGGCACUGAGAGAGACUACCCGGAAUGAGCAGAACCCAGUUUCGCAUGAAAAUGGAGACUCUCACUCAGAGAAUGGCACAUGUGCAAUGCCAGACUUGGAUGCAUUGGCUGCUCUGCUUCCUCGUAUUGAAAAGUCACCGGUCUUGGAGUUGUCUCUGGGUUCUCGAGCCUUGUUAGAAGAUUUAAUGUUAGAAGGUGAUCUUCUGGAGGUGACUUUGGAAGAAGAGCUCAGCAUAUGGAGACUACUACAAGCAUCACAUAUGCCAUGUGUGGACAGACUCCGGACUCUCAUAGAGAUUGAAAGGUGUGAACGGAAAGCAUCUCGCGUGAAGGGAAAAGACCCGGACAAAAGGAAGAAGAGGAGAAGUGAUGGAUAUCCCACACUGCUCCCCAAGGAGGAAAUGGGACCAAAGAGAAUCCGGGGUGAUAUCAGAUUGCCAGAUUCUUCUGCAGAAAAGGAGGUCGUAAGGAAAGGAGGAAGUGAAGCCAACCAGAAUGGAGGAGAGAAACGCUUGUGACAUUCAGCUUGACGACCGAACCCUAUAUAAUGCUAGGAUGGUGGCACUCCCCCCUGGACAGAUGCUCAAAAGGAUUACCUCGUUGAAAAUAUUUAAGAGGCAGCUUGUAGGGGAGGUGAAAACAUGGUGCUCCUGCUCCCUCUUACCCAGCAUUCUGUGCUCUAUUUAAACACCAUUCUCCUCCUCAAGACAUGGAUUACUCCUCUGGGGCUUCGUAGAAGGUGCCCCUUCUCCCUCUUACCCAGCAUUUUCUGCUCUAUUUAAACAACGUUCUCCUCUUGAAGAUGUGGAUUGCUUGUCUGGGGCUUCAUGGAAGCUGGUGCUGCCUGCUUGGUAAAGCAGAUUCCUGGCAGAACGACUUAAAGGAUCCUAAGGCACAGGGAGAGAGUAAAAAAAAAAAUUCUUGUCUAACAUCAAGCAAAUAACUCCUACUGGAAGAAAGACUUGAAUUGAUACCCUCGUACCCUGGCAUAUUUUCUUUUUACACGCUGGUGAAUGAUAUGCUGUAGCCCCCUCAUUAAAUGUCCUGCACCAAAGGAAACACAUGAACAGGUUUGCCCCCUUUACAUGCACAGGAUUGAAGCUAUGCCUCCUGGAGGUGUAGAAAACCAGCACUGGGCAUUAUGGUGCCACGUUGGGUGAGGGACUACCUUCUGUCACGAGGGAACCUGUAAGGAUGGUUUUUGUGGGACACAUUUACUUUUAUUUAUUCCCUUUCUCCUUGUGAACUCUCACUAACUGCCCUUCUCCCCUCUGUUCGCCCACUUAUUCAGGAUCCAUGGGUGUCUGCACUUCCCAGCCCCUUCAAUCCAAGUUCACUUUGUCCAGAACACUUUGUUUAAAAAAAAAAAAAAAAAAAGAUAUUUCUAGAAAAUGUUAAAAGGAAAAAAAAUCCCUUGCACUCCAUUCUGGAGUGUGUUAUCUUUUCUGACAUGUAGAAAUAAAAGUUAGUUUUUUUUUUUUUU